AGAUCUAUUUGCAUUCACAGUCCCUUUUUUGCAUCUCCUGCCCUCGAUUCAUUCCUUGCCUUUCCGCUAUUGAACGACCAAACUCUCAUUUAUUUUAUUGUUACUAGCCUUCACUUAUUCCCUUCCCCUCCUUUCCACAUUCCAAGUUUCACCCCCAUCUUUUAAUCAACAUCCCUUUCUUUCCGAGUUGUUUCUAUACUUCUCCUUGGUAUACUACUACAUACCUCCGUCCCUUAUCAACGCUCCCCGUCUCCAACUCUUACUGUCAACACCGCCAUUACCAUCACCAUGCAUAAGCCUUCACUGGCCCAAAUAGUGCACAGCACAUUAUUUCCGCGCCCGCGCGCGAGUGAUCCGGCUACAUUCUCAGCACAUAUUACCCGCAACCUGGUCCCCGAAGUUCGAGUCGAAACAUCCACAUUCUAUGGAUCGCUUGACUGCCCCGAGGCUCAGUAUCCGGGACUUGACUAUUCCUAUGGUCCACACCGCAUGAGGCUCGGUCGUUUUCCAUGGCACCGAAGACUGUUCCGGGCGUUUGACGAGCUCGGUCUUACGGAGACUGAGAUCUCUUCCCUCUGCCGCUGGGAGGGCACCAAAUCGGCUCGCGAGCGUUACGAGAAGGAAGAGGGAGUCAAAGUCCGCGAUACUACGGCAGACAAUAUUCGACCCGCUUCUCCUUCUCCCCUCCCAUCGAUCGAGGUCCACUACGAGGAUGAGACGGAGGAGGAAGAGGAUGAAUUCUUGCCAGAACCGGAAUACCCGGUGGUGACAUUCGAGACCGUGCGCUCUACCAGCAGCUUGAUCGAUGACCGGGGGAUCGAUUGCAUUGUGGAAGAGAAGGAGGAGGAAGAUUCAAGCGACGACGAAAUGGAAAGCUGCGGAGUCGAGCUGAACCAUCGCCUCAUAGCGGCGACCGCGGCCCGCGAGCAGGGGGCAGACGUGUCACUGGACGAGGAUUGGGAGCAGUGGCUGAAGGAAGCCGGGGAGCGAGGGAGCUACACCGACGUGCUCAGUGCGAUCCGGAUGGGUCAGCCACUGGGUUACCUAUACGAUACGUCUCCUCCAAUGCCGCCCGUCGGAAGGGUCGGCGGUCGAUCAUCUGCCUCACUUUCAGAGCCAUUCGUUCUCCCCACCCCGUCCAUGCUGUCGAGCCGGGGUAUCCAGCGUUAUGCUCAUUCGUCGUCACGGACAGCCCGAUAGAACGGCAGUCGACUGCGGUUUCCUUUCCUUGCGAGGUUCAACAUUUAGCGAAAUGGGUCCGGCUACUCUGAUUCAUGCAUUUGCGGCGCAUCCUCGGUGGAUAUCUUCCUUGGCGAUAUUGCUCAUUGCUCUGCUUCUCACAUCUCCGAUUCCUCUUUCGACCGUAUAGAUUUCCCGUGACUCUGCGCGUCCUCCUUUUUUUCACUUUCUACAGUUGUAAUACCCCCUUUGAGCCACAUGCGGCACCAUUUGCACAUAGAUGCGCCUUCGUUGAUCGUCUUUUCUUUGAAGUCGAAAUAAAUUGCAGAUUAGAAGAAUGCGGUAACACACAAUAGAGAAUAAUUUUAUAUAAUCAUAUGAUAUGAUCUGAGAGCG
Aspergillus costaricaensis CBS 115574 is the source of this 1575-nucleotide messenger RNA. RefSeq lists its product as uncharacterized. The record is from RefSeq and is a predicted model, not a curated record. Bases 289 to 1200 code for a protein of 303 amino acids. NCBI's taxonomy places the organism in Eukaryota, Fungi, Ascomycota, Eurotiomycetes, Eurotiales, Aspergillaceae. The transcript has a single exon.